Hibiscus syriacus is the source of this 289-nucleotide messenger RNA. RefSeq lists its product as uncharacterized. Lineage: Eukaryota; Viridiplantae; Streptophyta; Magnoliopsida; Malvales; Malvaceae. The record is from RefSeq and is a predicted model, not a curated record. Bases 110 to 289 code for a protein of 59 amino acids. The transcript is spliced from 3 exons.
UGUCUACUUAUCUUGUAUUUUUCUUCUUUGGGUAUUUUGGAAAUUGAUCGAAUCUUAUCACUGAUAAAUAAAAUUAUUAACUUUAUGAUUCGCAGAGUAUAAAUCAAAGAUGCCUCACAGAACACGUCCAUUGACAGCUCUAUUACUGUUCACUGGCCUCAACGCUGUGCUGGUCUCAACCAUUACCCCUGUCUAUGAUUUUGUCUGCUUCCUUCCUUACUGGGAGAGACGGCGAGAACGGCGUCGUUUAGAACGGGAAGCUUCGCCAAAUAAAUUUCAAUCAUCCUGA